Messenger RNA from Mus musculus (house mouse), 3746 nucleotides. It is a transcript of the gene Nup62, whose product is annotated as nucleoporin 62. Gene Ontology annotation, biological process: positive regulation of canonical NF-kappaB signal transduction; positive regulation of centriole replication; cell surface receptor signaling pathway. Bases 473 to 2053 code for a protein of 526 amino acids. The transcript is spliced from 2 exons. Gene Ontology annotation, molecular function: ubiquitin binding; SH2 domain binding; structural constituent of nuclear pore. Gene Ontology annotation, cellular component: Flemming body; spindle pole; mitotic spindle. Lineage: Eukaryota; Metazoa; Chordata; Mammalia; Rodentia; Muridae. The record is from RefSeq and is marked validated.
GGGGUUGUCUCCUUGGAGGAAAAGGGGCAGAGGGUCUGUGAAUUAGCGCGCAGGCGCAACGGCGCGCGAGCCGACCUUAAAAGCCCCCAAAUUCUCCGGAAGCACGCCCUCCUCCUCCCCGCCCCUCGCAACUCGAGCCUAGUGCGCUUGCUCAGCGGAUGCGCCGGCCGCCAGCUUCCCUCUUCUGCGCCUGCGCGACCGUGGUUCCUCACUUCGUCUCCCCCGCCCCCACCACGAGGCUGACCCGUGAAGCCCCGCGAGCUCUGAAAGGGCGGGAAAGGCAGUUGGCGAGGGAGGGGCGAGCGGUUACUCACUCCAUGGCGGCGAAAAGGCGAGGAGGCAACGGCGGCGGCGGCCUCGGCUGAAGAGACGGUGUGAGCGGAGAGUGAAGGCGCGAAACCUCCCCAAGGUUGCAGACGCUGACGGAUUUGCCCCAGAGUCGAAGUAGCUGCCACCUGAAGAUUCCACAACCAUGAGUGGAUUUAACUUUGGAGGCACCGGGGCUCCUGCUGGCGGCUUUACAUUUGGGACCGCAAAGACUGCGACCACCACACCUGCCACUGGCUUUUCCUUCUCUGCUUCUGGCACCGGCACCGGAGGGUUUAAUUUUGGGACUCCCUCCCAGCCAGCUGCGACCACCCCUUCCACCAGCCUCUUCUCACUCACCACACAGACCCCAACCACACAGACCCCAGGAUUCAACUUUGGAACAACACCUGCUUCUGGAGGAACAGGCUUCUCCCUGGGGAUCAGCACCCCAAAGCUCAGCCUGAGUAACGCAGCUGCCACACCAGCCACGGCCAACACUGGCAGCUUUGGGCUUGGCAGCAGCACCCUCACCAAUGCCAUCUCAAGUGGCAGCACCUCCAACCAGGGGACAGCCCCCACUGGCUUUGUCUUUGGCUCUUCUACCACCUCUGCUCCGUCCACCGGCUCCACUGGGUUCUCAUUCACCAGUGGCAGUGCAUCCCAGCCUGGAGCCUCUGGCUUCAGCCUUGGCUCUGUGGGUAGCUCUGCCCAGCCCACAGCACUGUCUGGCUCUCCCUUCACACCAGCCACUCUGGUGACUACUACAGCAGGAGCUACACAGCCAGCUGCUGCUGCACCCACUGCUGCCACCACCAGUGCAGGGUCUACACUCUUUGCUUCCAUAGCUGCUGCUCCUGCCUCAUCCAGUGCUACAGGGCUCUCCCUCCCAGCUCCGGUGACAACUGCAGCAACUCCUAGUGCUGGGACUUUGGGCUUCAGCCUCAAGGCCCCUGGAGCAGCUCCUGGUGCCUCCACCACCAGCACCACCACUACCACUACCACCACUACUACCACUGCUGCUGCCGCUGCCGCCUCUACCACAACCACUGGCUUUGCCUUAAGUCUGAAACCCCUGGUGUCAGCUGGCCCCAGCAGUGUAGCAGCUACUGCUCUGCCUGCCUCCAGCACAGCAGCUGGGACUGCCACAGGUCCAGCGAUGACCUAUGCACAGCUGGAAAGCUUGAUCAACAAGUGGAGUCUGGAGCUGGAAGAUCAGGAGCGGCACUUCCUGCAGCAGGCCACACAGGUCAAUGCCUGGGACCGCACACUGAUUGAGAAUGGGGAGAAGAUCACCAGCCUGCACCGAGAGGUGGAAAAGGUGAAGCUGGAUCAGAAGCGACUGGACCAGGAGCUGGACUUUAUCCUGUCGCAGCAGAAGGAGCUGGAAGACCUCCUGAGCCCAUUGGAGGAGUCAGUGAAGGAGCAAAGUGGCACCAUAUACCUUCAGCACGCUGAUGAGGAGCGUGAGAAGACCUACAAGCUGGCUGAGAACAUUGAUGCUCAGCUCAAGCGCAUGGCACAGGACCUCAAGGAUAUCAUCGAGCACCUGAACAUGGCUGGUGGCCCUGCAGACACCAGUGACCCAUUGCAACAGAUCUGCAAGAUCCUCAAUGCACACAUGGACUCUCUUCAGUGGGUGGACCAGAGCUCUGCCCUGCUGCAGAGGAGGGUGGAGGAGGCUAGCCGUGUAUGUGAGGGCCGGCGCAAGGAACAGGAGCGCAGUCUGCGCAUUGCCUUUGACUAGCCACGCGUGAGUGGGGGGAGGGGCUCCUUGGGUUGCAGGGCUGCUGCCUUUCCCGUGGUUGGUUGUUGAGAAAAAUGCUCUUUGUUUUGAUUCCCUGUUAUCAGAAGUGUUUUGCAAAGGCAUGAUGUUCAUGGAUAUAACCUGUGUGCUCUGGAGACCAAUGUGAAGGUCACUGAACUCUCGGCCAGCAUUUAAAGAACAAGGGCAAGUGGUGAAUCCAGCGCUCCCUUGCAAGCUUCAGCUCUCCUUGUGGCAGAACUCAUCCUUCAGCCACUCCAGUACUACUGUGAGGGUGGAUAGGUGCUCCAGACGAGAGACUCACCUGGGGUGGAGACAGGCUUCUGUGCGUCUCUAAUUCCUGUCAAGCCCGUGUCCUCCAGAGGCUCUGGCACAUAGAGUGGAGUCACCAAAGCACCACUUUUGCACUGGCUACCUCUCACUCCUAUCUUGUGCGCUUCUGUGGCAGGGACUGACUGCUGAUACGUCUUUGAGGCCAAAGUGGAUGCAGAUUUGCUUCUGAAUAUCCCAGUGUCAAACCUAUCUUAGAUCCACAGUGGUGAAGCUGGCAGUCAUGUCUAUUUUAUUUCUCUGCACUCUAUUGUAGCCUUUGUGGUCCCUGAUCAAAAUGUUUGUUGCUUUUCUAAAUAAAGGAAGAUUUGUGAAACCAGACUUGCUGUGAGUAUGGGUAGUGGGUCCAAGCUUUGGCAGGAUAGGGCAGGACACAGCUGGUGUGGUGGUGGUACUCCUAUGCCGCCCGGGUUGGAAGCGCUGGCUGAGCCAUAGGGCCCAGUCUCUACCUUCAUGGGGUGGGCAGGCUGCAGGUGUGAGAAGAGUCCUGUCUACCAUUGUGCCUAAGUGGUAAGUCAUCCAUUACCCUAAUACGUGCAGGUGUCAUUGUGAUGUCAUCAGCAGUGGGAAAUGAACACUGAGGGGUGAUUUCCAGAUGCUGGUCUCACUUAGGCCCGGCACUUGGCUAUAGGACUGGGGGACCUUGAACCAGCAGUGGGGCCACUUGGGUCAUGUUGGGUCAUGUUGGCACAGGAGAAAGCUGGGGGUGGGAUGAGCGGCUAGAUAGAGAGGUAGUCGCUCAGUGGCUAAGAACACAGGUUGGCUGCUCUUCCAAGGACAGGACCCUAUUUUGAUUCAAUGCACCCACGUGGUAGCUUACAACCACCCUGUAAUUCAGUCCCAGGUUAUCUGACCUCUUCUGGGCAGCUUGGGUACCGUCUGCACAUAGUGCAGAGAUACACAUGUAGGCAGAGUCAUAAAAUCUCAAAGCGUAAAGAACUGGCAUUGUGAACGCCUGUCACCCCAGUACUCUGGAAUUCCAGAUCAUCUUGAACUACAUUGCUACAUAACCACGUAGAGGCAGGGCCAGUGAACUGGGAGGACGCAAGUCCUGACGACCCCAGUGGCCUUCCUGUGAUGUGUGACAUUUCAUUGGUCUAAGACAGGAUCCCCCCACUCUAGCCCAAGUUCUUGAAUUGUUGUGAACUUCCUGCCUUAGCCACCUAAGCUCUAAGACUAUGGGCAAGACACUACAGCCCAGCCCUGCACUCCAUGACUUGACUCCCAAUUGAUUAUGAUGCUUAGGUCUCAGUUCCUCUAAAGAUGUGUCUUAUAUACAUGAUUGUCAUUGGUGGGCUCAAACAAUAAGGGUGUGCGUUUUAAUAAAAAUGCAUUUUAAUGUGUG